Molecule: messenger RNA, 2276 nt
Organism: Pieris napi
Lineage: Eukaryota; Metazoa; Arthropoda; Insecta; Lepidoptera; Pieridae
Gene: CoRest
Product: REST corepressor 1
Exons: 11
Coding region: 293-1792 (499 amino acids)
Biological process (GO): regulation of transcription by RNA polymerase II; negative regulation of DNA-templated transcription
Cellular component (GO): histone deacetylase complex; transcription regulator complex
Molecular function (GO): transcription corepressor activity
Source: RefSeq, a predicted model, not a curated record
AAUUAUGAUAGCUGGAAUAUAAAUACGCAUGAAAAAUUCCUCAAAAGUGAAUGCGCAAUCUACAGACGCUGUUAAAUGACCCAUUACAGCCUCAAGCUGGUUUGUCAAAGUAUUGAUGCGGUGGUUUGAAUCACGUUUGAAUUGUAGAAUUGAAGUGCGGAGCUUUUUUAUUCUUAAUUAUUGGCCUUGUUUUAUUUAAAUUGAUUGACGAGAGGAACGUUUGUUUAUGUGUAUAAUUAAUACCUAAGUGAACUGUAGAAGUGUGUGAUAAUAAGUAUUGUACGUGACAAUCAUGGUGUUAGCUGAAAGAAGUAACGAUGUUCGUAACGGGAAGCGUUCCAGAGGGCCAAGCCCUAAUGGGCAUGGGAGCCCAGAUUCAAGCUCAGAAGAUGAAAAUGCAGUGGUGCCAUUUGCAGCUGAGAAAAUCAGAGUAGGCCGAGACUUCCAGGCUGUCUGCCCUGAGUUGGAGCCAGUUGAGCAAAGGAAACCAGACCAAAUAUCGGACCGGGCAUUACUUGUUUGGUCUCCAACAGCUGACAUAUCUGAUACCAAGUUGGAUGAGUAUAUAACAACAGCAAAGGAGAAGUAUGGAUAUAAUGGUGAACAGGCCUUGGGUAUGCUGUUUUGGCAUAAGCAUGAUCUCAGCAGGGCCUCUAUGGACUUGGCUAACUUUACACCUUUUCCUGAUGAAUGGACAGUUGAAGAUAAGGUGCUGUUUGAGCAAGCAUUCCAGUUUCAUGGAAAGAGUUUUCAUCGGAUACGGCAGAUGCUGCCAGAUAAAUCAAUAGCAUCACUGGUGAAAUAUUAUUAUUCAUGGAAGAAAACGCGUGCUAGAACUUCAUUAAUGGAUGUGGUUAGUGAUGGCCGUAAUGCUACAGCUUCUGGUACAGCUAAGAAGGAUUCUCCAGGUGCCUCUGAACCGGGCGGUUCAGACAAGGAUUCGGACAAUGAUGAUAAGGGCGACGGCGGUGAGGCAGGCAAAUGGUGCACAGUGUGCGGAAUACUUUGCACCCAGACAACGCAACACAACUCCCAGAAACUUUGCCAGGCAUGCCUCGUGCACGCCAGACGCACGGGCAGUAUGCGACCGCUGUGUGGGCCGAGCGGGCGACGCGGGCCCGGCUUUAAACAAGUGCGGUACAAGCAUCGCUUGCCUCGUGGUAUUUACAUCAACCACGAUGAUCUGGUUGCCAUGGCGACCGGCCCUCAGCCCGGGGACGCCGCCCAACCGGGGCUCGUAAACCAGGGCGAGGCCAUGCUCAAAGCGAUGGAUAGAGAAAUUAUAUCCUACAAACGACAAGUACAGCAAAAUAAGCAACAGUUAAGCGCGAUUAAACGUAAAGUUGGCGAUGUGGGAGUGGAGGAAUAUAGGCCGGGUGAACCUCCGGCUAAGAUUAACUCACGCUGGACCAAUGAGGAGUUGCUAAUGGCUGUAACAGCUGUACGGAAAUAUGGUAAAGACUUCCAAGCCAUUGCUGAAACGCUAGGAACCAAAACAGAGGCCCAUGUGCGUACAUUCUUCGUUUCAUAUAGACGUCGUUACAAUCUGGAUGCCGUACUGCGAGAACACGAAGCUGACCGCGGAAAUGCUAAUCAUAUACAGCCAGGUACCACAAGCACAGAUGCAGCUGAGAAUGACGAGAGCAACGCUAAUGGUAGCAGCAGUUCGCCCAAGAGCACUGCUAGUAAAGAUGAAAAAACGGAAGUGGACAGCGAGGGUGUCUCCAUCGGCGCAUCCGCAGAGCAGGGCGGGGCACCCACCACGCCCCCCAAACAGAAAACUUCUAAGUGAUGUAAAUGGAGCUGAAUAAAUCAAGAGUGGGGAACCGCACUAUAGCCUUGAGAUUCUGUAACUCACUUUUUGAACUCUCACAGCGGUUUUCGCAGCGGCGGUCGCGCUUAAAUCAGUCGUGAAGCAGUGAGAGCUGUGAGAGUUCAAAAAGUGAGUUACAGAAUCGCAAGGCAGUAAAUAUAUCACAAUCGCAAAUUAUUAAAUCUAUAUAAUUUCAUCUCAUAUCUCGAAAUAUUUCUAAGCAAAUAACCUUAGUUUAAAUUAGUUAUAAUAUAUUAAAACCGUAUUCCAAAAUGUGAUUGGUGCAACGUUCAAUCCAUUUUGUCUAUGAAAUUUGACAUUGACAGUUAUGUCUGGAGUUAUAAUUUGAAGUGUCUGUGGACAGUAAUCAAAGUAAUGGAUUAUUUAAUUUGUAAUUAUUUUCUAAAUAAGGAAACAUUAUUUAAUGGAGGUCAAGAUUAUUUGAAUUUAAUUAUAUAUUGAA